GAGUCCAGGAAGGGUGCAUGUCAGUCACAGGUGAGGGUGUAGGGUUAGGGAAGUUUGAGUGAAAAGGGCCGGAGACUGAGGAACGUCGGAGCUGAUGGCAGAGCCGUGCGCUGGAGCAGCAUCGCGCCCGCGGAUGAGGAAGAAACUUUUUCCUGCUUUUCCUUCGGGGAUGAGAGAGGGCAAAAACUGUGGAGGAGGAAAGUGAAGCGCCAGCUGAGCUCAGCGGAGGGGGGAACCGGAUAAUGUGGCCGAAUUGACAUCCAUGCCGCAAUUCCUCGACUUUUUUAGACCGAGCAAACCGUCUCUCCCGUGAAAUAAAAAAUGGCCGUCCGUGGCAACUCACUGAUGCCGUUCUCGAUCCAAGCAAUCCUGAACAAAAAGGACGAUAGCAGGCACUUGCCUGACUUAGAUAUGUGCCUGUCCAAGACGGCGUGCUGGAAAAUAUUUGGGGAAAUGAACGGAGACUCGGGGAGGACUGAUGCGGAGGCUUGUGAGCAGACCGAGCAGAGGAGCUACGACUCCGAUUCUGGACUCAGCGACGACAACGACAGACAGACUCCUGCCGGGUGCAAAUCGGAGAAGGACGAAGACCCAGCGUCGGAUGUUCCAGACGAGAGCCUACAGGAGGAGACGGACCAUGAGUCUGGCGCUGCGGACAACGUGAAGAGUGACAGUGACCCCAACAACGGUACGGACUCGAGUAACCUAGACGAGAAAAGCCCGGACCAGCCCAAACAGCGGAAGAAGCGCUCCAGAGCCGCCUUCUCUCACGCGCAGGUCUUUGAGCUGGAGCGCCGCUUCAACCACCAGCGGUACCUCUCCGGACCCGAGCGGGCGGACCUGGCGGCCUCCCUCAAGCUCACAGAGACUCAGGUCAAGAUCUGGUUCCAGAACCGCCGGUACAAAACGAAACGCCGGCAGAUGGCGGCUGACCUGAUGGCGUCCACCCCGGCGGCAAAGAAGGUGGCGGUGAAAGUUUUGGUGAGGGACGACCAGAGACAGUACAGCCCGGGAGAGAUCCUGCGGCCCCCACUGCUGUCCCUGCAGCCGUCUUACUAUUACCCCUACGCGUACUGCCUCCCGGCAUGGACACUGUCUGCAUGCGCGGGGAAUCAGUGAGAACUCGGAGACUUUAUUUAUUCAUUUUUUUUCUGUCUUUUCUGCGCCCGGGAACUUGGCUGACAUUUUUUCUUUCAACAAAACAAAAGGGAGGUACUUGAGGGGCCGCAGUUCUGACUGAACCUCCUCAUGGUGUCAUCCAGGAAACACCAUGAGCUUCUCAAAAAUUUCCACAUUCCUUUUUUUUGUGUUACGAAAGACCAAAAAAAAAAAAGAGGUUCCUUUGUAGUUUUUGUUCUAAACUGUUCUAAAUGCGCGACUGGAGAGAGAGAGGCCUUCAGACAGUAUAUCAGUGUGGCAUUCCACACUGCAGUAAAAUAAAAAAUGAUUAACAUUAUAAUAAUUAUAAUCAUGUUUUCUGGGACACCUUCAUGGACCGCCGAGGACCCUUGGACUAAUGGGACACGGCUGGUUGACAUUUUACGCGCGCCAUCCUACCUCUGCAGUGAUUGGAAGCAGCCAUAUUCCAUCCAUACCGUUUCAGAACUGACUCAAUUACUGUUACGUUUUUGUGUGUUUUUUUAUUCUUGCUGUGUUUUUAAAGGUAAACCAUAUUUCAGCACUUUGAGCAUCCUUCAUUAUCUUUGUAUGACGUGCAUGUUUGGUGUCAGACUGAAAGCAGAGCAGGCUGAGAUCCCCCCCCCCCCCCCAAAAUCUUCGUGUUCUAUUUUUCUGAACAGAAUGGAAAAAACAUUAAAGGCAUAUGAAGCAUGAAAUUCACUUGGAUGCAGCAUUAUUUUAUAUUUAGUUCUUGUAAAUGUGAGGCUGAUUUCAUUCUUUUUUACAACUCGAGUUUAUUAUUAUAUUUUGUCAUUUGAAUCGACAUUUUGGGGGGAAAUGUUAUAAAGGUUUUAAGAAAUACAUAAAAAAAACACCUUUAGCAUAAAUCAAACUUCAAUUUUUUGCAUCUGGAAUUGAAAUCACAUGUUAUUCUAAAGAAUAAAAUAACUCAAAGUAAAAUACACACAAUUGAAGCAUUUAUUGAAUAGAUAAAUCAAUACGUUUAAAGACAUUUUUAAGGUAGAAUUUUAACGCAAAAGGUUAAAGUUGGAUAAAUUGAUAAUUAAACGCGCCUCUUAAUGUCCCCCCUUCAGUCUUAAAGUCAGCCUCCUGCACCUCUGCGGCCCUCUUCCCAAACGCAUAUGUGUCAAACAGUGAUGAAUGGCACCGUGAUUCCCGGACAGGGCAAACUGACAGCUACCUUCAGGGUCUGUAUGUCAGCACAAGGAGAGGAGUGUUCCGGGGUUAAGGAGGACCGUGUCACUGUGCCUGAGUUUGGGGAGAAGAGGGGAGUUCUCCUUCUGCGCUCUGAGCAGGUAGACAUCCUUCAAAGCAGAAAAUACUACAGCCUCUGUUUUGCUUUGGAGCUGUAGGUGUUUCACUUGGAUUUGAGUGUGGGAGUCACAGGAAGUCUUAGUUUUACCCUGCGCUGCAGGUCAGGAGUAGCAGGUUUUCUUCCAUUUGUGGCCGCUCACAUCCUUGAUAAUGUUGGAUUGUGGAGCAGAACCCGAAGGACGGGCACACAUCUGUGAUGCAAGGUCCCUAUGAUGGUGUUAAAGGAAGUAUAUUAAGAAAAAACUUUUUCUCCUGGUAUGUCCUAAUGUGUGAUGUUGAUGCAGGUGUGUGCGCACCGAUGCCACGACCGCCCCGGCGCUCCUUCCAGGGUUGCGCAAAAGGACGGAGAACAGUCCCACAUCCUUUCACACCUGCAGAUGUCUGAGAUAGAAAGUCGUUAUUUCUUCCGUUCCACCCUAUCUCGAACUGCAAAUACUGAUCAGGACAAACAGUCCCGAGAAAGCAUAAACCCGACAUUUACGCGUGACGAGGGCCAUACGAGGACCUUGCCUUAAAGUUCAGGGUGAACUGCGCUUUGUUUUCAUUCAACCCGAGACUAAAAAAGUUAUUUAAAGAAAAUAUUUUACGCUACAUGAACAAAUAUUUACCAACGACAAAAAAUAGAAAAUGCUUUGAGAGAAUCCCUUUUUUCCCAAUAUUUUGUUAAGAGCAAUUAAAUCCAUGCAUCGGCAGAUUCACAUCAAUGCAUAAUUUAUUCAUUCAUUUUCUUCCGUUUGUCCCUUUCGGGAUCACGGGGCUACUGGAACCCAUCCCGACCACUUAUGGGCGAAGGCAGGGGACACCCUGGACAGUCUGUCGCUGGGUCACACAUAUCACACACCCAUUCACACCUAUAGACAAUUUAGAGUGACCAAUUAACCUAUGAAGCUUGUUUUUGGACGGUGGGAGGAAGCCAGAGUCCCCGGAGAAAACCCACGCAUUCACGGGGAGAACAUGCAAACUCCACACAGAAAGGUCCCCCGUUGAUGUUUGUUUCAGGUCCCCCAAACGGGACUUGCCCCAGGGGCCUCUUGCUGUGUGGCAAUAGCGCUAACCACUGCGCCACCGUGCAGCCAAAUGCAUAAUUUAGCAACAACUAAUUUUCAUGUAAACUUUCUAAUAACCGAACGCACCACAUUGGUCAAAAUCUUUACAGGAAACAGGACGACUAAUGACAAUACUUACUCACUAUAAAAAAGCGCAUGUCCAAACCCACCUGCAAAAUAGACAUAUGUGGGCUACGGUUCACAUGGUCUUCAUCAUCUUUUUGAAUGCAGCUAAGACAGACUUUUCCAGUUUUAAAGUAAUUUUUAAGGCUUUCAUCUGCAGGACUGUUUGAUCUGAUUUUAAAUUCAAAUCAAAUCGUUAAAAAUAAAUAAACAGGGAAUUGGAGCUUUAAUUCAGUGUCCGUCUUUUUUUUAUUGGAACACAGUUAAUAAUACGUUUGCAUUUCAAUAACUGUCUCAAUGCUGGAAAAAUAUUGAGCAGAAAUGCAGUUAAAUGCAAUCAGCAACUUUUAUUUUGAAAACUGUACUAUAAAACUUUAAAACUUGCAUAAAAGAGCAACAAAUCCGAGAUGGACAAUGCGUCAAUGAUGAACUACAGACUGAUGUGUGCGAUGUUGACUGUCAAAGUUGGAAAAUGCAACGCGUUUGUAAAUGUAAGUAGCCUAAGCUUUACACAAUUCAAUAAAUAAGCAAACUAAUGAUAAUAAAAAUAAACAUAU
This is a messenger RNA of Oryzias latipes (Japanese medaka), 4180 nucleotides long. RefSeq names its product NK3 homeobox 2 (gene nkx3-2). Gene Ontology annotation, cellular component: nucleus. Gene Ontology annotation, molecular function: DNA-binding transcription factor activity, RNA polymerase II-specific; RNA polymerase II cis-regulatory region sequence-specific DNA binding. Lineage: Eukaryota; Metazoa; Chordata; Actinopteri; Beloniformes; Adrianichthyidae. The record is from RefSeq and is a predicted model, not a curated record. Gene Ontology annotation, biological process: cell differentiation; regulation of transcription by RNA polymerase II.